GAGGAGGGUAGUGGAGGAAAGGCAUGGAGGGGAGAGGAGGCGGGGAGGGGAGGAUUGGUGUGGAGUGAAGCCGAGGCAUGGAAGGGAAUGUGGAGGUGUAGUGGAGCGGGAGCAUGGCAAAGAAAGGAGACAUGUGGCCCCUCCUAUGUCAGAUAGUGCGGACUCAGAUGUGCAGCAGAACAAGCGAACCAAGAGACAGAAAUCAAGGGGACCCAUAUAUACCAAAGAGGAGAAUGCUGCAUUGGUUGCUGCAGUAUCAAAAGAAAAAGUGACACUCUUCUGCCAAUCCGUGCCAGCAUCUGAGAAGUCAGCAGCCUGGGAACGAGUCCGGGACUCCGUGAAUGCGGUCUCCAAGUUUCACAGGCCCACCAAUGGCGUCAGACACAGGUUCUAUGAUUGUCGGGCAAUGGUUACAAAGAAGAUGCAGAGGCUUCGACUAGGACAAAACCGAGGAAAGCCUAUCAAGUUGCGAGAGUGGGAGGCGGAGCUAAGAGAUGUCCUUCUGGCAGAGGAUGUCCCUGGAUUCAGCAGCAGGGGUCAAAAUCAUAGAGCUGGUGAUCAAGAAACAUCAUCCUUGGAAGGAUCAGCUCCAACUCCAAGUACAUCCUAUCAACAACAUUCUGGUGAAAGCUGCAUUCAAGACCCUCCAGCAUCGGCUUCUGGCAGGACCAUUGCUCCUCCUCAGGAAAGCUGCAUUCAAGACCCUCCAGCAUCGGCUUCUGGCAGGACCAUUGCUCCUCCUCAGGAUCAGCAAUACCACCCUGAGAGGAGAGUACAGUGCAGCCCGCACUCUCCUGUUCUUCUUUUGGAGAGGCUGGAGAUUCAGCCAGAGAUUACCCCUAUCAUUCCCCAGACUCCUGAUUUCUCCCCCGGCCCAGAGGAGGAGCACAGAGGACAAGGUUCAUUCAUUCAGCCACCCCAUGCCCUGAUGCCACCUACUGCUGUACCGCCUUUCCCAACUGUGCAGGAGAUCAUUCUGAGGGAGCUUAUAGAAUUAAGGUGUGACAACCGAAAACUACAACGAAAGGUCAAAAGGCUUACCCGGCUUACCCAUCAGUUGAGCAGGCAGCAAACUGAGAGUUUUGAAAUAAUUUUGGCCCGGGCAAGCCAACAACACAAUUAGGCAUUGGACAGAGUAUAUUUUGUUUACUUGAAGAUAUUUCCAGACACAUUGCUCCAAUGCCUGGGAGCUACGAUGAACAUAUAACCAACAAAGACGUUUUGAAAAAUGAAGGCUAGACCUUCCUCUGCCCAUCUCAUCGCAAAUUAUUAUGCAGAAUCGAUCUUUUUACUGUUCCUUGAUUUUGGUAGAAACGUUUUCUUAUGCUGCCAAGUUACACCUACCCAGCAUGUGUGUUUGUAAUUUCUAUGAAAAUAUUUUUUUUUUUGUGAAUAUAAAACUAUUUUUGGUCUAA
This is a messenger RNA of Rana temporaria (common frog), 1415 nucleotides long. RefSeq lists its product as uncharacterized. The coding region runs from base 146 to 1123 and encodes 325 amino acids. The transcript is spliced from 6 exons. NCBI's taxonomy places the organism in Eukaryota, Metazoa, Chordata, Amphibia, Anura, Ranidae. The record is from RefSeq and is a predicted model, not a curated record.